Olea europaea var. sylvestris is the source of this 564-nucleotide messenger RNA. Its product is annotated as protein CONTINUOUS VASCULAR RING 1-like. Gene Ontology annotation, cellular component: Golgi apparatus. The coding region runs from base 139 to 549 and encodes 136 amino acids. Gene Ontology annotation, biological process: stem vascular tissue pattern formation. Lineage: Eukaryota; Viridiplantae; Streptophyta; Magnoliopsida; Lamiales; Oleaceae. The record is from RefSeq and is a predicted model, not a curated record. The transcript has 4 exons.
UUUCCAACAAUGAUAUGAUUGUAUUGUUUGUCCUAGUGGUUGCAUCUAAAUGUUAACUGUGGUCUGAAAAUACUGUAUUUUGCUGAUACUUUACAGACUUUUUACAAAGUUGUUAGGAGCUGGGCUUCGAAGAAGUUUAUGACUGGGUGUGUCAUCCUCUUCCCAAUAGCUAUCACAUUCUAUAUAACAUGGUGGUUUAUUCACUUUGUGGAUGGCUUUUUCUCACCAAUUUAUGCUCAGCUUGGAAUUGACAUCUUUGGUCUAGGAUUUGUUACUUCUAUUACAUUUAUUUUCUUGGUUGGAGUAUUCAUGUCAUCAUGGUUGGGGGCAUCUGUUUUGAGCCUUGGGGAGUGGUUCAUCAAGCGUAUGCCAUUUGUUCGUCAUAUUUACAGUGCCUCCAAGCAAAUUAGUUCUGCAAUAUCUCCAGAUCAGAACACUCAGGCUUUCAAGGAAGUGGCCAUUAUAAGGCAUCCACGUAUUGGUGAAUAUGCGUUUGGCUUCAUCACUUCGUCUGUCACCCUCCAGGUUUGCCAUCGCUUUCAUGGCUGAUGCCACCUUUUUCUA